UUUGGAUGUCAAAAACUCGUUUCUUAAAGUUCCCAAGUGCCCGGAUCUGGUGGAUGAUCCCUUGUGAGUUUGGACCCAGAGGUGCUUGGCUGAUGUCACACAUCCCACUGCCAAUCCCUUCCAAUCUCAGCUCUGUUCUUUUAUAGCAUCGAGUUGAACAGGCGUCUGUAGCCCCGUGUGAGAGAGAGGCAGGCUCGCUGUACAGACACAGGAGAAAUGGCUUUGCCAAAGACAGUUACCAUUGUAGCCCUUUCCAUUGCUCUGGGGCUCUUCUUUGUGUUCAUGGGAACCAUCAAACUCACCCCAAGACUGAGCAAAGAUGCGCACAGUGAAAUGAAACAAGCCUAUAAAAGUUACGCCAAGGCUCUCCCGGCGUUGAAGAAGAUGGGCAUCAGCUCCGUUCUGCUGCGGAAGAUCAUUGGCUCGGUGGAGUUGGCAUGUGGCAUUGUGUUGACCCUGGUUCCAGGGAGGCCAAAGGACGUGGCCAAUUUCCUCCUCCUCCUGGUCAUGCUGGCCGUUCUCUUCUUCCACCAGCUAGUGGGGGACCCCCUCAAGCGCUAUGCCCACGCCUUGGUCUUCGGGAUCCUGCUAACCUGCCGGCUACUCAUCGCCCGCCAGACAGAGGAGCGGGCAGACAGCAGCGAAAGCAGGAACGGACAGGUGGACUCACAGGAACAGAAUAAAGUGAAGGUGUCCUAGUCUCCAGAGCCCCGGCCUGAGCCCUGCUGAGACGAGGCACGGCAGUCAUUGAAAGAGACCAUCAAAGUGAAGCUGCAGCUUUCCCGUCCGGCAGACUGCUGUCAAUUUCUCCAGAUAUGUAAUUCUCCCCUGAACAGUUAAAACAGCUUAACUCUCCUAUUGUAAGAACAUCUUACCACCUUCCUAUAAAAAAAGACUUUUAAAGCUG
Acipenser ruthenus (sterlet) is the source of this 907-nucleotide messenger RNA. RefSeq names its product novel acetylcholine receptor chaperone-like. Bases 217 to 699 code for a protein of 160 amino acids. Gene Ontology annotation, cellular component: endoplasmic reticulum. Gene Ontology annotation, molecular function: acetylcholine receptor regulator activity. The transcript has 2 exons. NCBI's taxonomy places the organism in Eukaryota, Metazoa, Chordata, Actinopteri, Acipenseriformes, Acipenseridae. Gene Ontology annotation, biological process: chaperone-mediated protein complex assembly; positive regulation of protein localization to cell surface. The record is from RefSeq and is a predicted model, not a curated record.